AUGAAAAUCAAGUUUGGAGGACCAGAUCUGAUCUUCCAAGCUGAAGUUUCCCUGUGGGAGAGCCCCACUAACGCUGUCUUCGCGCAGGUGGCCCACUGCUACCCAGAGCACGUGGCCAACUUCCCGCAGCAGCUGAAGGAGCUGCUUUCCUACCACCACACGGUCCUGGACGCUGACCUGCGCAUGACCUUCUGCAAGGCUUUGAUCUUGCUAAGAAACAAGAAUCUGAUCAAUCCAACGAGUUUGCUGGAGCUCUUCUUUCAACUGCUGCGGUGUCACGAUAAACUCCUCCGAAAAACUUUGUAUACUCACAUUGUGACAGACAUCAAGAAUGUAAACGCUAAACAUAAAAACAACAAAAUAAACACAACCCUGCAGAACUUCAUGUACACCAUGCUGAGAGACAGCAAUCCCACUGCUGCCAAGAUCUCUCUGGAUGUCAUGAUUGAACUUUACAGAAGGAAUAUUUGGAACGAUGCCAAAACGGUCAAUGUUAUCACAACUGCCUGCUUUUCCAAAGUGACGAAGAUACUCGUUGCUGGUUUGAAGUUCUUCCUUGGGAGAGAUGAAGAUGAGAAUCCAGACAGUGAUUCCGAAUCUGAGGAUGAUGGCCCCACAGCCAGAGAGCUGAUGGUGCGAUAUGCAACUAAUAAGAAAACCACCAAGCGCAAGAAGAAACUGGAGAAAGCCAUGAAGGUCCUCAAGAAACAGAAGAAGAAGAGAAAGCCAGAGGUGUUCAACUUUUCUGCUAUUCACUUGAUUCAUGAUCCCCAAGACUUUGCAGAGAAACUGCUGAAACAGUUGGAGAAUUGUAAAGAACGAUUUGAAGUGAAGAUGAUGUUCAUGGACCUGAUUUCCAGGCUAGUUGGAAUACAUGAGCUUUUUCUUUUUAACUUCUAUCCCUUUGUGCAGAGAUUCCUGCAGCCCCAUCAGAGAGAAGUGACAAAGAUUCUUCUGUUUGCUGCACAGGCUUCGCAUCAGCUAGUACCACCGGAGAUUAUCCAGUCAGUGUUAAUGACUAUAGCAAACAACUUUGUCACCGACAAGAAUUCUGGGGAAGUGAUGACUGUGGGAAUCAAUGCAAUAAAAGAAAUCACUGCAAGAUGUCCUUUAGCCAUGACUGAAGAUCUGCUCCAAGACUUGGCUCAAUAUAAGACUCAUAAAAAUAAAAAUGUGAUGAUGUCUGCCAGAACUCUGAUACACCUUUUCCGUUCACUGAAUCCAGAGAUGCUGCAGAAGAAAUUCAGGGGGAAGCCUACUGAGGCCUCACUGGAAGCCAGAAUUCAUGAAUAUGGAGAGCUGGAUGCAAAAGAUUAUAUUCCAGGAGCAGAAGUACUGGAUGUUGGCAGUCAAGACGAAAAUGGAGGAAACAAAGAGGAAGAUGGAUGGGAAAGCGCUAGUCUCAGUGAGGAGGAAGAGGAUGAAGACGGGGAAUGGAUUGAUGUGCAUCACUCUUCAGAUGAGGAGCAGCAAGAAGUAGCAGAAAAGAUCAAAAGCAUGCCCUUAGAGGAGCGAAAAGCCAAAGCAGCAGCAGUCAGUACAAGCAGGCUGCUAACUCAGGAAGACUUCCAUAAAAUACGUCUUGCCCAGCUGUCCAAAGAGCUCAAUUCCGCACCAGGAAAAGCUGCCAAGAGGAAAAACAUUGAAAUAGAUGAAGAAGAGGAGAGCAGGGGAGAGUUGCUUUCGCUCAGAGAUAUUGAACAUCUGCAUAAGAAGCCUAAAUCGGACAAGGAGACCAGACUGGCAACUGCAAUGGCUGGAAGAACAGACAGAAAAGAAUUUGUGAAAAAGAAAACUAAAAUGAACCCGUUUGCCAGCACUACCAACAAAGAAAAGAAAAAGCAGAAGAACUUCAUGAUGAUGAGAUACAGCCAUAAUGUCCGCACAAAAAAUAAGCGUUCUUUCAGAGAAAAACAGCUGGCUCUUCGAGAUGCACUUCUGAAAAAGAGGAAACGGCUGCUGAAGUAAUGAACAGUAAAGAGGAGGAAUA
Molecule: messenger RNA, 1990 nt
Organism: Tinamus guttatus (white-throated tinamou)
Lineage: Eukaryota; Metazoa; Chordata; Aves; Tinamiformes; Tinamidae
Source: RefSeq, a predicted model, not a curated record